CGCUGAUGUCAGUCUCGAUGUACGAGCGCGUACGAGCGGAGCCGUCGAAACCGACGACGACAACGCGUGGUCGAUCGUCGUCGCAAGCAGAACAUCCACCUGAUGAAGUGAAACGAUCCGCGUGAUAGUGAUCAAUAUACCAUCAGCUCUCUCAUUUUCUCUAACAACUGUGAUCGCGAUCUGAGAUCAUACGAUGGUCGUGAAUAAAAUGCAUGUGCGGCAGAAACCAAAGUAUCCCAAAUCGGUGUUCUUCAUUAUCAGCAAUGAAUUCUGCGAGAGAUUUUGUUAUUAUGGAAUGCGCACUGUCCUGUCGCUAUACUUGUAUAGCAUGCUGAAAUAUAGUGAGAGCACGUCUACAAUAAUCUACCAUGUCUUCACCUGUUUCGUCUAUUUCUUUCCACUGAUUGGUGCAAUCAUAUCCGAUUCAUGGCUUGGAAAAUUCUAUACCAUUUUUUAUUUAAGUAUUAUUUAUGCUAUCGGACAAGUGAUUUUAUCCUUGAGUGCGGCACCUCCCGUACAAUUGCCUGCAAGAGAAUUUUCCAUGUUGGGUUUAUUCCUGAUAGCGCUUGGUACAGGCGGAAUAAAACCUUGCGUGUCAGCUUUCGGAGGCGAUCAGUUCAUUCUACCUCAACAGGAACGACAGUUGGCGAUGUUCUUUUCCCUCUUCUACUUUUCCAUUAACACAGGCUCCCUAAUCUCCACCUUGCUGACUCCGGUACUUCGUGAAGUGAAAUGUUUUGGCACCGAUUGUUACUUCGUGGCAUUUUUGGUGCCGGCCGUUUUAAUGGUUAUAUCGAUUGUGAUAUUUGUCUCGGGGAAAGUGAUGUAUAAAAUGGUGAAACCUACGGGCAAUCUCAUCGUCACGGUUACCAAGUGCGUUUGCCAUGCAAUCGCCAAUAAAUUCAGAAGGAAAGCAAACCGCGAUCAUUGGCUCGAUCAUGCCGAUGAUGUUUACGACAACAAGCUGAUCGAAGAUAUCAAAGUCGCACUGCGGGUUCUGAAAUUAUUUAUACCACUGCCAAUAUUCUGGGCGCUCUACGAUCAGCAAGGCUCUCAGUGGACAUUCCAAGCAACGCGAAUGGAUGGCCAAAUGGGUAGUUUUAUACUGCUGCCCGAUCAGUUACAAGCUCUCAAUCCACUAUUGAUCAUCAUCUUUAUACCAAUUUUUGAGACUUUGGUCUAUCCGGCUUUCGCCAAAAUACAUUUCAUCGAUACACCCUUGAAGAAGCUCGUUGUCGGCGGAUUCUUAGCCAGUGUUGCUUUCGUCGCAGCUGGUAUCGUUGAAAUACAAAUCGAGUACACAUAUCCGAAGUUACCGACAAAUGGAAACGCUCAAAUGCGUAUUUUCAACACAAUGAAUUGUACCGUGAAUGUAGAUAUGGCAAAUCACGUAGUUAAUCCAGUUAAAAUAAAUCCAGUAUCUAUGUCGGAAGUUCUCGAAGUGAAAGCAAAUGAAACUGUUACAAUACCUUAUACAGCAGAUUUCACAGAAUGCUAUGAGAAGGGUUACACCGACCUGAAGACGGCAAAAGGAGAAAUUAAUGGUACGGAAGCUAUUGCAUCGUCAUGGGUUAUAACACCCUUGGGAUUAAACCAUGGCUAUGAGGAUAUGGUGGACAAACCAGAGAAGGGUACACCGAUGGUCCGUGGUCUCAUCUAUCUUGCGCCUGGAUUAGAUAACGCCACACUAAUAGUGUCCCGUAACGAUAAGAUAGCAGCGUCAAUUCCAGUCAGUAGUUUCAAAUUUUCACACUCAGAGUUACACAAUAUCGAGUCUCCAGGAGAAUAUGAUGUCUAUCUAGACAAAACACUGUUGGAUAAGAACGUAGUUUUCAAGUCCGGUGGAGUGUUCACCGUAGUGGGUUCCCACGUUAAGCAUAAUGGCCAGUCGAUGAUCGCUGGCAAUACAAUCACGGUCACACCGCCCAAUUCGCUGCACAUGGCCUGGAUGUUACCGCAAUAUAUCAUCAUCACGAUGGCCGAGGUGAUGUUCUCUGUGACAGGCUUGCAAUUCGCCUUCACUCAGGCCCCGGUGAGCAUGAAGUCUUUACUUCAGGCGGGCUGGUUGCUGAGCGUGGCUUUUGGCAAUCUCAUUGUGGUUAUCAUAAAGGGUUCGCGUCCCUUCGAACGGCAAGUGUACGAGAUUUUCCUGUACGCCGUUUUGAUGGCAGUAGUCAUAACGAUAUUUGCUGUGAUGACUUUAUUCUACAAAUAUGUGGAUAUCCCAGAGGAAGAAGAUACUGAUGGGGCCCUACCCCUGGAAGAAAAGGCUGGGAAUGUUAAUUCGGCCUACAAAGAGGAUGAAAAAUGACGGUGAGAGACACGACUGAGUGAGAAGUAAUAAUUCUCACGUGUUCCCUUAUUCACAGAAUGAAAACACGAACCGCGGCGGUAACACUUAAAAAUGCGAAAAAAUUGCUCGUGUAUCGAGAAUUUGUUCGUUUCUAUCGAACAAUUAACUUUGAGAGUACGGUAAGAUGUGCAAUUUUUUUUCUUAACACUCAAUCUCACCUUUUCUUUUUUCGUAAAAAAAAACUAUAUAGACUGAAUAUACAUUCUAUAUAAUAACAAAUCUAUAAUGCAUUUCCAGCAUUUCAAUUAGUAGAAAGAGAAUGAAAGUCCAUAAAAAAUGGAAAAUGGCGUAUUUUAUGUCUCAUAGCAACAUUCAAAAUUUUAGAGAUUGUAAAUAAGAUUGUAAAAUAUUAAGUUUUUAUAUUCUUAGAUUUUAGCAGAUUUUAGCAAUCUAAUAAAUUUUAGUAAAUUGUUAUUAAAAUUGGUGUAUUUUUGUGAAUGAUAAAAUUGAUCAAAACGAUACGAUAAAAUUACAUUAUAAAACUAGGAAUUUUUGGAGAUUAAAACAAUUGUGUGAAUAUUAUGAGUGAGAAAUUAAAAAAAAAUUUCGCGUUGAUAAUAAUCAUAUAAUU
This is a messenger RNA of Vollenhovia emeryi, 2924 nucleotides long. Its product is annotated as solute carrier family 15 member 1. The transcript has 9 exons. Gene Ontology annotation, cellular component: membrane. The record is from RefSeq and is a predicted model, not a curated record. The coding region runs from base 194 to 2311 and encodes 705 amino acids. NCBI's taxonomy places the organism in Eukaryota, Metazoa, Arthropoda, Insecta, Hymenoptera, Formicidae. Gene Ontology annotation, biological process: transmembrane transport; oligopeptide transport. Gene Ontology annotation, molecular function: dipeptide transmembrane transporter activity.